UUGGAUGCAAUGAGCUUUGUGAACCGGUAAAGUAGUGGUGGAUUAACAUUGUAAAGUAGUGGUGGUCUUUGCAUGAAUCAAGACGCCAUGGGAUGAACCUGCACGAUGAAUUGGCUCAGGGUGACGAGUCAUUUGGAUCUUUGCGGGACUUGGAAGACGCUUUGGCAGAGCUAGAGGAACAGAACAAGCGACUGGAAGAAGAUUGCAGAGAUCUGGAGGCACAUUGCCGGGACUUGGAGAGCGAAGGCUACCCCUCGCCCUACCCGGUGGAUGAGCUCCUGGCGGUGUCGGCGACGCUGUCCGCGCCGCGCGCGACGCACCGCGCCGUGGCGACCCCGGAGGUGGCGCGGGCGAGCCAUCGCGCGGUGGGCGGCGCAGCGGUGGUGGAGCUCCAGUGGCCGCAGGCAGAGGAAGAGUCUCGCGAUGCUCAGAUCCAGGAGCUCCUAAAAGCCCGUGCAAAGUCCUUUGCUGCCAUGGCUGAGAUGCAAGAGCGUUGCAGCCAUCAACAAAGUGAGAUGGAGAGGUUGCUCAAGGAGCGAGACAAGCUUCAUGACGAUCUGUCGUCAUCCAACAAACAACAGCAGCAGCUCAGGCACCAGCUGCAGGAACUGCGAGAGCAGGUGGAGCAACAGGAUGACUUGGAGACGAUGAGCCAUACCACUGGUGAGGACUCGUCUGUGGCAGACAGUCAAGGAUUGUCCCGACGGCCACGCAAGAAGCGGAACCAUUUCGGCCGUGGCUUUCAACAGCCCAAAUGCCUGGAUGAGGGGGUGGAAGUGCCGGUGCCAAUGGCAAGUGAUCCCACGGAAGUUUUAGUUCGAAGCUUGGCUCAGAGAGCGCAGGCCAAUUCUUUAUGGUAUGAAAUGAUCAUUUUUCUCCUGGAGAAGGCUGGAGAGGAUGGUCUGCCGAGCACUAGCUCAGGGGGAAACCUGCGGCAAGAGCUGCAAGUGAUGGCAUACCAAAUCGAAGCCCGGCUGAACCAGCUGGGUGGACCCAGCCAGGAAGAUGAGGGGGUGCUGGAAUCUGUUCUCAAGACAGUGGGCAAAGUCACUGACCAGGUUGUGGACUCCGCAGUGUUGUACGUCGACCAGCAAGUCUCAUCACCGGCCAACACAUCCAGGGCUGGUUCUCAGUGCACUGAUGAAGCACGAACGCCAAGAGGAAUGGCCCGUGGCAUGUCACAAGAAUCUCUAGGUGCCAAGCAAGCUACUCCAGCACGCCAGCGCUUGCAGGCUCGUCGUGAUCGAAAGAGUGUGGCAAGUGUGGCAUUCAGCAAGGGAGAUGAUUGAAGCAUGAGUGAAGGUCGCGGCUGAUCUGGUACGUCAAGAAGGUCAAGACUGCCAAGCUGCAGGAGUUUCCAUCGGCUGAACCACAAGUGUCCUCCACAAUGUCACCAUGAUGGAGUUGUUGGAUGUGAAAUGAAGUGGCCAGCGAGGAAGAGAAGUAGAGCUCAGGAAAGAAUGAAUGCAGCCACCACAUGCUGACAUGUUGAGUACCUCUGAAAAAUCAUCAACCUUGUGGACCAACGAAAGUGAUUCAAGGAACGAUGUGUGCAUGUACCGGAUUUCACUAGCACAGAUUUGUUUGUGAAGCCAACUUGCUUUCCCCUUCGGUGGCUUGGCUCAAGGUCGUUUGCAAACUCCAAAC
This is a messenger RNA of Durusdinium trenchii, 1647 nucleotides long. The record is from the annotation of a GenBank genome assembly. Lineage: Eukaryota; Dinophyceae; Suessiales; Symbiodiniaceae.